Malaclemys terrapin pileata is the source of this 3849-nucleotide messenger RNA. RefSeq names its product synaptosomal-associated protein 25-like. Lineage: Eukaryota; Metazoa; Chordata; Testudines; Emydidae. Gene Ontology annotation, molecular function: syntaxin-1 binding; SNAP receptor activity; voltage-gated potassium channel activity. The transcript has 8 exons. Gene Ontology annotation, cellular component: SNARE complex; plasma membrane. Gene Ontology annotation, biological process: synaptic vesicle priming; exocytosis; synaptic vesicle fusion to presynaptic active zone membrane. The record is from RefSeq and is a predicted model, not a curated record. Bases 139 to 768 code for a protein of 209 amino acids.
CUCUGAGCUGCUGCGACUAGACGCAGAACAGGGAUCCUGGAAGCGAACUAGCAACAGGUGAUCCAGGAGAGGCCGUAAGCGGAGCCCGUGCCCUGUGAGUUCCCGAAGGCACUCGCCCUCCGCCGGGGAGCCUGCAGGAUGGCAGCCAACGGCACAGUGGGGCCCGAGUCGCAGGAGAUGCAGCGCCGCGUGGAUCAGAUCACAGAUGAGUCGCUGGAGAGCACCCGUCGGAUGCUGCAUAUGGUGGAAGAGAGCAAAGACGCUGGGAUCCAGAUCUUGGUGAUGCUGGAUGAACAGGGAGAACAGCUGGACCGGAUUGACGAGGGGCUGGACCAGAUCAACCAGGACAUGAAGGAGGCGGAGAAGAACCUGACAGACAUGGCCAAGUGCUGCGGCAUCUGCGUCUGCCCCUGUGCCAAGCUGAAGAACAUCAAGGCCAGUGAGGCGUACAAGGCGGUCUGGGGCAACACCCAGGACGGGGUGGUCUCCACGCAGCCCUCGCGGGUGGCAGACGAAAGAGAGCAGAUGGUCAUGAGCGGCGACUACAUCCACAGAAUAACGAAUGACGCGCGGGAGGACGAGAUGGAGGAGAACCUGGUGCAGGUGGGAAGCAUCCUGGGCAACUUGAAGAGCAUGGCGCUGGACGUGGGCAACGAGAUUGACAUCCAGAACAAGCAGGUGGACAAGAUCAUGGAGAAGGUCACCGUGAACGAAGAUCGCAUCCAAGAAGCCAACACCCGGGCCAAGAAGAUUCUAAAAAAUGCCUGAGACGCCGCGCCACGUGCUGUCCCGCUUCGCUGCCCCCCCACCCCGGCUCCCGGUCGCAGCUGUCCGUCCGUCCGUCCGUCCCUGCUGUCCAACCUGCCCUGGAGUCUCUGGCGCCGUGCGUUAGGUGGAGCCGCGGAUGUUCCGGGGGCGGGCGUAGGGUGUGUGCACUGCCAUUGCACUUAGCGGAUAACAGCCUUACUAUUGCAGCCAGCUAGGGGAGCUCCUCCUGUAGCUCCAGUGGGAGAGGGCUGUCCCUGGGUGCUGAAGGUGAUAGGCUUAGUGGCAGGUGGGGGGACGGAGUAUGCUACAGACACGGUGGCGCCAUGUGUUGUGGGGGGAAGGGAUCUUUAUAUCCUCUUUGGGGUACACAUGUGACCCCCCCCACCCACUGUAGGAAAGGCAGACCCCUGUGCAUCAUGCCCCAAUGCAGUGACUCAGAAGGAGGAAGCGGCCCUGAACUUUCUCCCAGUCGGGGGGAAUUUUUGGAGCGCGGCGUGUGGAUAUUUGGCUCUAUUUUCAAACGGCCACAGCCCUGCCUCCCAUGGGACCCUAAUCUCCCCCACCCCUCCUCUUGUGAUUGGGUCCUCAUGCCCCGCACCCGCUCCUGCCACCCAUGCCCCUACCCUGGAGGCUCCUCCCCCUGCCUGAGAUGGGUUUUCCCAGGGGCAGAUAAUGAGUGCUGGGGGAGGGCCAGUCAGCUGUGGGAUUGGGCAGGACUCUGCCGUCUGGAGAGAAAUGGGGGUAGGGGAGGGGGUGAGAGGGAGACAGGGAUUUUCUUGUGUGUUAUCCCAGCCAACUUUGGGUUCUGAGCAGCCUAUGAUUUUAUGAAGCAUGUUAAACUGUGGAACUCCACGCCACAAGAUAUUAAUAAUCCCUAGAUCUCAAAGCACUUUACAAAGGGGCGUGGUGGUGUCAGUAGCACUAUCUCCAUUUUACAGAUGAGGAAACUGAGGCAUAGAGAAGGGAAGCGACUUGCCCAAGCUCACCCAGCAGGCCAGUGGCAGAGCUGGGAAUAGAUCCCAGGUCUCCGGAGUCCCACUCCAGUGCUCUAUCCACUAGGCCACGCUGUUCUGAAGAAAGCCCGUAUAUCAACUGACACAAAUGCUUCAGUAGCAAAAUGAAGCCAAACAGGAUUGAUGGGACAGCUGAAUCAGAGAGGGAUCAGGCUAGAGACUUGCCUGGUUCAAUUCUCCACGCCAUCCUUCCCUGUUAACCUGUGGAACCCCCCACCACUGGAUACUUGCAAACAUUUCAUUAACUUACUGAAGAGAAACAGGAGUUAUGGGAGAGAUGAAUCAGAGAAUGGGAACUAUAGGAGAUUUCUCUGGUUCCGUUCCCUUUCCAGCCUUUCCUGGUCACUUGUGGAACUCCCCACCACAGGAUAUUCCAGAAGCAAACAUUUCAUUAACCAAUUAAAGAGAAAUAGGAGUAAUGGGAGAGAUGAAUCAGAGAAUGGGGACAUCAGAGAUUUCCCUGGUUCAGCUCCCCUUCCAUCCUUUCCUGGCAACCUGUGGAACUCCCCACCACAGGAUAUUCCCGAAGCAAACAUUUCACGAACUAAAUGAAGGGAAAUAGGACUGAUGGGACGGCUGGAUUGGGGAGGUGGGGGCGCAUGCCGAUGACUCCCUGGUUUCUAUCCCUCUCUGUGUGUGUGUGUGUGUUUGGUUUUCAAACGUAUCUGUCACUGUGACACCAAAGCCCCUGUCUGUGUGAGGGGCCCUCUUUAUUUUUAUCCGUGAUGUAAGCGAGGUGAUUUUUUUUUCCAAAGCACAAUACAAAAAACAACAAAAAAAGGGAAAGCGCCUUUUUCUUUACAAUAAACUCAAACCCCAUGUCCAAUUUGCCGGCCGGUAAAUGCUCCAGAGGAGGGGGGUGCUGUCCCAUAGCAUUCUAGGAAUAUUGGGCUAAAAGAGACCUCCUUGGAUCAGCUAAUCCAUCUCCCCCCGCGCUGAGACAGGACCAGGUAGCCCUGCCUCCCCUUAGAGUUCCUACUAUCUACCUUAAAUUCCCCUUGCUGCCGAUUGGGACAGUUCCUUCUUGUCCUACCCACCAUGGAGAGCAGUGGAUCACCGUCCGCUUUAUGUAGCUCUUAACGUAACUGACGCCUGUUCUCAGUUCUCCCCUCAACCAUCUCUUCUCUAGACUAAACCUGCCCACUUCUUUCAGCCUUCCCUCCUGGGUCAGGUUUUCUAAACCUGUCCUCCUUUGGGUCAAUCUCCUCCAGUUUGCCCUGAGGCUGCUCAGAGUGACACUGGGGACCAGGCAACUGAUAGAACCCAGGAGUCCUGGCAGCUCCCAACCUCCCACUGCUCUAAUGACUAGACCACUCAUAUCUGUGAGACCCACCCAAUUGGCCCCUGGGCAGCAUAUUUAUUCCAUUGCCGUCCGGCCCUUAAGUAACAACAAUCCGUAGCUCCAAUACGGGGCUUACAAAGGAGGUCAGUAUCAUUAUCCUUAUUUUACAGAUGGGGAAACUGAGGCACAGAGGGGUGCUAUGACUCACCCAAGGUCACUGAGCAGGCCAGUGGCCGGGCCGGGAAUCAAACCCACUAGCCCACGCUUUCUCCCCCAAAGCAAAGGUUUCAGUAACUAAAUGAAGGCAACAGGAUAGCUGAAUCAGGGAAUGAGGGCAUCAAUCGCGGCGUCAGUUUCUCCCGCCGGCCAUCCCUGUUAAGCUGUGGAACCCUCUGCCACAGGAUAUUCCUGAAGCACAGGCAGUGUGGGGUCGGCGGAGCUGGGAAUCAGAAUCUCUGAGUCUUGGAUCAAGCCCAGCAGCUGCUGAGAGUCAUUCCAGUAUUUGGAAAGAAACAAUCCCCUCACUGUGCUCACAUUAGCCCCACCCCACUCCCCCCCUGCCCCCCAAAGGGGGGGUCUUACCCUGACACAGUUUUUAAAGGUGCUUUUUAUUGAUUUCAGAGGGUUGGGGUUUUCUUAAAGUACAUGGCUCUCCGCUCUCUGCUUCCAGCCCCGAACGGGCCCAGUGGGACGGGGGGAGAGGGGAACCAGCUAUUCCAGACUGCCGUCUCAUUUCUUCUGGGGGAAAGCGGCUCUGACCAGUGAGAAGACGGAGUAACAGGAGCC